UAUAUAAACUUUUCAAAAAUUGUCUGGAUUUUAAACUUUUUAAACCAUGGAGACUUUCGCAAAACCGCAAAUAAUUUGUCACAACGAAAAAACUUUAGAUUAUGCAAUUCACGACGUAAAAUGGAUACCGUGUUCUGCUAAAUUCGUUGCCGUAGGAGGGAAAUCUAACGGAGCAGGCAUCGCCGAAAUUUACUCAAUAUCAAGCGACGGUGUUCAAAAAUUGGACGAAUUCUUCCGCAAAGAUUAUUUUAAAUGUUGUACUUUCGAUGCUUCCAGUUUGAGAAACAGACAUUUAGCUACGGGCGAUUUUUCUGGUAGAUUACAAGUGUGGGACCUGGAGGAUACUUUGUUGCCAGUAUACCAGACUUCUGUUCAUACAGCCGUAAUAAACUCUAUAGAUGGUGUUGCAGGACAAAGUGCCAAUUGCGGAGCGCCAGAAAUAGUAACAGGAUCUCGAGAUGGAUGCGUAAUGGUUUGGGAUGUGCGUCAGAAAGAUGUGCCUGUGGCCAAAUUCACCCCUCUCGAAGGGCAAGCUGGUAGGGAUUGUUGGUGUGUGGUCUUCGGCAAUUCUUACAACAACGAGGAAAGAAUUGUAGUAGCUGGUUAUGAUAACGGCGAUGUAAAGAUGUUCGAUCUGAAAACUAUGAGCGUCAGAUGGUCGAAAUGCCUAAAAAAUGGGGUGGUGAAUUUACAAUUCGACCGCAAAGAUAUCCCGAUGAAUAAACUCUUAGUGACGACGCUGGAAUCAAAAAUUUUCUGUUUCGAUGUACGUACUGAACAUCCCAAGAAGGGUUUUGCUCAUUUAACUGAAAAAGCUCACGAUUCUACCAUUUGGCAAGUGAAACAUCUGCCUCAAAACAGGGAGAUUUUCAUGACGACAGGCGGCUCUGGCAGCCUUUGUUUAUGGAAGUAUAAUUACCCUGCAAAAAGGGUUGAAGAAGACUCAGAUGGGAUACCUUACGGAGUAAUUGGAGAAUUGCAACAACUACAAAACGCUGUUCUAUCUAACCAGCCAAUAACAGCUUUUGAUUGGUGUGUCGAUAAGUUAGGGCUAUCUGUAUGCUCCGCCUACGAUCAAACUUUGAGAGUUCUCAUAACGACUAAACUGAAUUUAUAUUAAAACGUUUUUUAACCUUAAUUUAUUACAU
Molecule: messenger RNA, 1148 nt
Organism: Sitophilus oryzae (rice weevil)
Lineage: Eukaryota; Metazoa; Arthropoda; Insecta; Coleoptera; Curculionidae
Gene: Wdr92
Product: WD repeat-containing protein 92
Exons: 5
Coding region: 47-1120 (357 amino acids)
Molecular function (GO): ubiquitin binding
Source: RefSeq, a predicted model, not a curated record